Molecule: messenger RNA, 2181 nt
Organism: Pichia kudriavzevii
Lineage: Eukaryota; Fungi; Ascomycota; Pichiomycetes; Pichiales; Pichiaceae
Exons: 1
Coding region: 1-2181 (726 amino acids)
Biological process (GO): spliceosomal complex assembly; mRNA splicing, via spliceosome
Cellular component (GO): U2-type catalytic step 2 spliceosome; Prp19 complex; post-mRNA release spliceosomal complex
Molecular function (GO): protein binding
Source: RefSeq, a predicted model, not a curated record
AUGCUUAAACGAGAGAGUAACGAUGGACAAUUUACAGCAUCAAAGUUAUUACAAAGUGCAUAUGAGUCUUCCAAACAUGAUUUGAAAGUUGCAGAUUUCAAAAUCACAGAUUUGGAAGAACUUCACUAUAUGCAACGUCGUAAAAGAACAGAGUUCGAGAAUGCAAUCCGUCGAAAUAGGUUUAAUUUUGGACAAUGGAUGCGAUAUGCUCAAUUUGAGAUUGACCAAAAGGAUUAUGCGAGAGCAAGAUCGGUGUUUGAGCGUGCAAUAGAAGUCGAUUACAAAAAUGUUCCACUCUGGAUAAGAUAUAUUCAAUCGGAGAUUAAGUUAAAAAACAUUAAUCAUGCACGUAAUUUGCUUGAACGUGCUAUCAAGUUGCUUCCCCGGAUAGACAAGUUUUGGUAUCUGUACGUCACUAUAGAGGAGAGUAUAGGUAACGUUACAGCUGUUUCACAUAUAUUUGAUAAAUGGCUGAACUGGAAACCUAAUAAGGACGUGUGGCUACAUUAUCUAGAGUUCGAGGAAAGAUAUGAAGAAUACGAAGAAGAAAGAUUGAUAUUUGAGAAAUUUGUUAAAGAGUUCAAUGAUUCUGACUCUUGGCUCAGGUGGGUACAAUUUGAGAAAACCCAUGGUGAUGAGAUCAAUGUUGGUAAUGUAUUCAAGCUGGGAGUUAAAUCACUGCAUUCUGUCAAUCGGUUAGAUUCUCAGUUUCUUAUAAGUUGGAUCAGAUUUCAAUAUUCAUUGAAACAGGCUGAUAACGUAAAACAGUUGUAUGAGUUUGGUUAUGAUGCAUUAAAUAGAGAAGAAGCAAACAAGUUACAAAAAUUUGAAACCGAUUUCCAAAAAAAGUAUGGUCUAGAUAGUGCAAGUCUUGACCAACUUGUGUUGUUAAAGAGAAAAGUUACGUAUGAAGAAAAAUUAGAGCAGGACAAGCAAGAUUGGUCUACUUGGUGGUUGUAUCUGUCUCUUUUAAUAGACACUUUGAAAGUCCCAAAUGAUGAAGUUAUUGAAAAAUUCAAAGUCUGUAUGUCUACACAACCACAAAGCUUUAAGGUAAGCGAAUGGUGCGGAUAUUGGUACAUAUGCAAGCGAUAUUUACUAUUUGUGGAGUUUGAGGUUGGUUCUGUUGAUGAUAGUCGUUCCAUCUAUUCUGAAUUGAUAAAGACUAUACCACAUAAAAACAUGUUUCUGUUUGACUUCUGGAAAAACAUUGCUGAAUUUGAACUUAGAAAUGGUGAUUUGGCUCAUAUGAGGAAAGUUUUAGGUCAAGGUAUUGGUUUCACCGAAAAUGAAGAGAUCAUCAAAUACUACAUAUCAAUCGAGCUACGAUUAAAAUAUUUUGACAGAGCAAGGAAAUUGUACAAUAAACUGAUUGAACUUUUUCCCGAUAAGUAUAAAAAUUGGAUAGAAUAUUUUGAUUUUGAAGAAAGUCUAGGUAAUGAACUACGAAGUUUUUCAAUUUUAGAAGUUGCAGUAUUUGAGAACUUUUUGGAUAAUAAGGCCAAACUUAAAUUAAUCAGAAACACAAUCGAUAAAGUGACAGAGAAUUAUAAUUUCAGACUUGCGAGGCGCCUCUUGGAUUAUAAGGUAACCAUUGGGAACGUGAAUGCUAAAAUCGAACGAAGUCUGCUUGAACUGAAAAUCCCAAGUGAGGAUCAAAUAAGGGAAUAUGGAAGUAAUGCGGAGGUGGAAUUUACAAUUGACGAGAGUGUUAAAAACAGGGUCAGAAAAGAGUAUGAACGGUUUUUGAGUGGGCUGAAGGAAAAUGCACAUGAUCGGAUAGUUAUGCUUGAAUCUCUCAAAAGGUUCGAACAGGAAUAUGGCGACGAGGAGAAAGUGAAGCAAGUUGAAGCCAGACUUCCAAGGAUAAUCAGAAGAGUCAAAGACGGUGAAGAUUGCAAGGAAGAGAUCAUAGAGUAUAUUUUCCCAGAAGAUGAGAAUGAAAUUCAACAGCAAGUCGAGGAGUUUAAAAAUGCAUUUUUACAAGACGAACAAGAAGAUGAAGAAGAAGUAGAUGAAGGAGGCAGAAAGGACGACGUCGAAGAUGGGGACGAAGACGAAGAUGAAGAAGGAGGAGAAAGAGAUGAAGAAGAGAAUCAAAGCCGAAUAGAAAGAAGGGAAACGAAAGAGAGAAAGUCCUUCAGAUCCCGUUUUGAAUCCAGUUCUGAAGAUGAAGCAUGA